This is a messenger RNA of Cynoglossus semilaevis (tongue sole), 5391 nucleotides long. It is a transcript of the gene hpse2, whose product is annotated as heparanase 2. Gene Ontology annotation, biological process: extracellular matrix organization. The record is from RefSeq and is a predicted model, not a curated record. Gene Ontology annotation, molecular function: hydrolase activity, acting on glycosyl bonds. The coding region runs from base 287 to 2041 and encodes 584 amino acids. Gene Ontology annotation, cellular component: extracellular matrix; membrane. The transcript is spliced from 12 exons. NCBI's taxonomy places the organism in Eukaryota, Metazoa, Chordata, Actinopteri, Pleuronectiformes, Cynoglossidae.
CUCUCCUCUCCUGCCAGCUUCUGGCUCUUACAGCCGGGAAGGCAGGCUCGGGGCGUGCGUUCUUGUAAGCUGCUCCCAAAAAUACUCAGAGGGGCGGGGGGCAGAGGGGUGAGGCAUCUAGACAGGAAGACAGGAUCAGAUCGAUUAGACCGAGCUAAAGGACCAACAUUCAACAUUACCAGAGGGACAGAUUUCAUGUAGCUAUAUUUUUGCUUUGAAUUUUUUAUUUUUGGAAUCUGCUUUCUUUCCAUAACGCGCUGAUCCUCCUGCUUCCUAGACCAAGAAGAUGCCCAAAUCCCCAAGAUGCGCGUUCCCAUGGACCUCCAUUUGGUUGGCAUCUUUAGCUGCUUUGAUGGUGCAGUCGGUGCUCUCUUCUUCCUCUUCUUCCUCCGCAUAUCAGAGAACUGCAACCGAUGGGAAGCGGCCGGGCUUCAUGGAGAGGACGCUGGUUCUGCUUGAUGUCAACACCCGCAGUCCGAUAAGAGUCCUCAACGACAACUUCCUCUCUUUGCAGCUCGAUCCGUCGAUCAUCAAGGACGGCUGGCUGGACUUUCUGAGCUCCAAGCGGUUAGUGACCCUGGCCCGAGGCCUGGCGCCUGCUUUUCUUCGUUUCGGGGGAAAACGAACAGAUUUUCUGCAGUUCAACAACCAGAAGAACCUGGCUAAGUUCAGAGGACCGGGACCAGACUAUUACCUGAAGAACUACGAAGAUGAUAUAGUUCGCAGUGACAUUGCACUGGACAAACAGAAGGGCUGCAAACUAGCCAGCCAUCCUGAUAUAAUGCUGGAGCUGCAGAGGGAGAAGGCAGCCAGCACACAGCUUGUACUGCUCAAAGAGCAACUGUCCAACAUCUACAGCAACAUCACGAUAACAGCCAGGUCUUUAGACAAACUGUACAACUUUGCCGAUUGUGCCGGACUACAUCUGAUCUUUGGGCUCAAUGCGCUGCACAGGAACCCUGACAACUCCUGGAACACCUCCUCUACCCUCAGCCUUUUAAAGUACAGUGCUGGCAAAAAGUACAAUAUCUCCUGGGAGCUGGGAAACGAGCCUAACGCCUACCGCAGCAUGGUGGGCCGUGCUGUCAACAGCACCCAGCUGGCUCAGGACUACGCCAAGCUGAGGACUCUUCUGCAGUCUGUACGCUAUUACCACCGAGCUCAACUCUACGGCCCCAACGUAGGACGUCCUCGGAAAAACGCUAUACUGCUAUUGGAUGCGUUCACAAAGAAUGCAGGCUCUGUUGUUGAUGCAGUUACGUGGCAACAUUAUUUUAUGGAUGGCAGAGUAAAGAAAGCAGAGGACUUCCUCAAAACCCGUCUGUUUGACACACUGACUGAACAGAUGAUGAAAGUCACCCAGUUGGUGAACACACACACUCCUGGUAAGAAGGUGUGGUUGGGUGGACUAGGACCAGCAUGGACUGGCGGCAUCAAUAACCUGUCUGACACCUAUGCUGCUGGCUUUCUGUGGGUGAACACAUUGGGCAUGGCUGCCGUACAGGGGAUAGAUGUUGUGUUGCGUCACUCUUUUUUUGACUACGGAUACACGCACCUGGUGGAUCAGCAUUUUAACCCGUUACCUGAUUAUUGGUUUUCUCUGGUGUUUAAGCAUCUGGUUGGUCCAAGAGUCUUACAAGUGAGGGUGGCAGGUCUCCAGAGGAAACCACAACCAGGAAGAGUUAUACGAGACAAGCUUCGUAUCUACGCCCACUGCACCAGCUACUCCAAUCACAACUACGUCAGAGGCUCCAUAACAAUCUACAUCAUCAAUCUGCACCGGUCCCGGAAGAAAAUCAAGCUGGCAGGAACGUUACGGAACAAAACGGUCCAUCAGUACCUGCUGCAACCGUACGGCACUGAAGGACUCAGGGCCAGAUACGUCCAGCUGAAUGGGGAGAAGCUGGUCAUGUCGGACAAUGAGACCUUCCCAGAGUUGAAGCCUAAGACUCUGAGGGCUGGACGGACCAUAGCUAUGCCUCCCACAUCCAUAGGCUUUUACGUGAUCAAGAACAUUAAUGCAUACGCCUGUCGAAGAUAACACGCAGCCUUCAGCUCUGAGACUGAGUCUCAGUGAAGCUACAGAAACCACAAGCCUUCAAGAUCACUUCUCCAGGUAAACAGAGGAACACAGCCUGUGCUUUAACCAAUUAUUUCAUUAAUAAGGUUUCCAUCAACCAACACAUGCAAAAACUAGAACAACUGAGUUAAAGUAAGCCCAUCUGGUCCAUCAUUUUCCUGUCAGAGAACUGCCCAAGCCCCCCGUCCUGGGCUGCACUGAACGCUUUUCCUGUUGUUUUCAUGAACAGUUCCUCAGCUUCAAUACUUGUACUAACGGUAUUGUUUUUUCUAUUCCUAUGUUAUCAUCGCCCUCCCAGUAACAAAAUUAAAAAUAAUCAUACUCACUAUUUGAGUUCAUUAAGUUAUACAUUUUUUUCUAACGUUUUUGAAGGUUUGUCUUACAAGUAUGAAAAGGCAUGAGAGAUGGAUUUGUUCUGGUGUUUUGUUUUUAAUCAUAGAAAGGUCGGACCAACAGAGAAUAAUGUUUGUGUGUGUGCGUGUGUGUGUGUAUGGUUAAUCUCACCAUGUCUAUAUGUGUUUUUUUAUCGAUAAAGCUACUGACAUGUCUGUCCAGUCUGUUUGAUUUGCCGCUGAGAGAAAGUCUUUUUUUUCCCUUUCUUGCCAGUUUCAUCCUUUAAUGUUCAGAUUAGCAGGGACAGACUGUGAUGCCGCAGCUGAUGAUUUUUUUGUUAUUUUUAUUGUCAUUCAUCAUCUGUCUUAAAAUCAAUCCCACUUUUUUUCAGGUUUAUUUUUUGUAUGUAUAUCACCACCGAUAUGAUCUCAUUUUUCGUAAUCCUCAUAUGCUGCUAGUCUUUUUUUUAAAUAUACAUUAUAUAUGUUCUAUGUCAUUUUGUACAUUUUUGUACAUUUGUCUUAUUAUCUGAUGAUGUAUUGUACAUAACAAAAAGUAUAAUGAAAUUGAGCUUUUCAGCUUGAUAUGUUUACUUCCUUUCAUUAUAGUGACUUUAUUUAUAAGAGUUUUUGUGCUAAUAUUUCUUUUAUAUAAAUAUUUUUGCUAAGAAUACACCUGCCCCAACACUGACACAGUUAGUGCUGUGGUGGGGAAAUGACAGAGACGGACAGAAAGGAUUAAACGGUUUAUAGAACUUUCUUUUGUCCACAAUUCAUUUCAUCAGGUGUUAUUCAAUAUUAUAUUUUAAAAUGUUUAACUUAAACCAAGCCCUAAAGACUUACUUAAUAACUGUAUGUCAUACAUAUAUGUCUGUUUUCUUAAGUUGGUUAGCUGUCUAAAUUGAAACAAAAGCUAAUGUGUCGUUUUAAUUUUUUUUCAUCAGGCAAAUUGUUUAAUGAAACGAAGUUCCGCACCAAUUGUAGUCGCCAUCGUUUCAUCCUUUUCAUUAUGAUGCCAAGUUACAUUAUUAUCAAAUGUCACUUCUCAUAGUGAUGAGUCUUGACCCAGGCUGACCUUUUGAGUGAUGCUCCUUUUAUACUCAGCCUGUAUUACUGAACCUGGUAUCAUUUACAUGUUUCAGGGAUUUAUUUCUAAAUGAUAAAUAGAAUUAAGUUUGCAAGUGAAAACACACAAAAAAAAUCUUUGUUUUUUCCAUAAAAUUAAAGUUCAAAUGAGUUUUUAUUUCAUUUUAGGAGAGUGCACCAACUUGUCUGGAAAUGGGUUUUGUAAAUGAGGACAAUACAAGCUGGAAAAGGUUCAGUGCUGAAACCUAUUAAAUGUAAUGGUUCUUUUUUUCCCUCUGAAUGUUUAAUAGUUUUAUUUUAGAGAUGUUUAUAUUUGUUUUGGAGAGUGAUAUUUUAAUAUGUGAAUGUGUGGAUAUAUAUUAUUUUGUUUAUAAAAAGAUUACAUUGAUAAUAAACUCCAACAAAUGCCGAAGAACUUGGACGUUUCUCAAGGAAAAGUUUUAAAAAGUGACAUUUAACUCAGUAAGAAUUGGCCUGGAAAUGUACUGUAUUGCAUAACAGGAGAUAGUUUGGAAAUAACUGCGAGAGCAAUAGGCUCAUAAAAAGACAGUCAUGCAGCCAAACUGCCGCGCUCAAGAUAUGACAUCGAUGUGACGCACAUUGUCACAAGAAGUCAGAAUGGAAACAGACACAUAAAAGAUGAUUUAUACGAAAAUAAAUUCCUGACUACACAGAGAGGGUCUAUAAAUAAACAAUGUCAUAUUCUAGCAACAUUGCUAAACAAAGGUAGUGAAGUAUUAAAGCUCCCCUCACUGGUGCCUUCACUCACUCUCUCUCAUAGACACAAACUGUAGCCAGAGCAGAGUCUUUGUAGUGGGAAAGAAACUGUCCUGUCUCUGCAUGAGGGACUUUCUGAUGGGAAACAUCAAGCCAGGAUGGGUUCAAACUACAAACCUCAGAUUUGGCCCCAGACAGACUAAACCUGGGCCAGAUCUGGCUCAGUGUCUGCUCAUGCAUCUGCUCGGUAGGAUCAUGUAGGGGAAUGACAGACUGUUAAGAUUCUCCGUGCCCUGAUAGUGAUCAUGCAUUUGCCGUUUGAAAACUUUUGGUCUGAGCAUUGUUUGUGAGAACUGUACCGCACUGAUGUUUCUAUAGAAGGCAGUUCGGCAGGGAGCUGCACUGAUGUUUCAUGACUGUAAGUCAUUAACACUGGCGGCCCUUCAAGAGCGUUGAUCUAAAGCAUGUACCUUUAAUUAUAGUUUUGUUUUAAGUUCCAUUCAUGGAAAAUGGGCUUUUGCUUUUACGUAAGUCACAGAAAUGUGGUCUCAGGAAUGAACUUCUUCUUUCACAUGUGGUUCAUUUUAAACAGGUCGACGCUGCUGACAUGUGAGAAUCAAACCAGACUCGUUAACACCUGUUGCACAGAAUCACUAUCAAGGCCAUGCUGUGCGUAAGGUUGUGUAUAUACAGCACUCACAUUUGGAUCAAUAAGCAGACAUGCCUUAUUUACAAUGCACAUGAAAACAUUAAAGACAUGUUUGAGGCACACAGCCAUGCAGUCAACCAGGCUGCACUUUCUCAAGAAAAUUGCUUGAAGUCAGUCGUCGGUGACCAGCGCACGUUGAGCACACAUACUCCUCAGUGGACAUUCUGACAUUCAAAGCCGGGUUUUAUCAUAAAGCUAAACUCUAAUGACAACAGUUUGAAGUCACUUCCUUCGAUGAAAUUGAAUUUUCUAUCAUUUAGGAGAACCCGACCUGUCUGGACCCGUCUGCGUGACAGUGUCUGCCUAGAGACCUAACAGUCAACCAGACCUGUUUAUACUCUGACUCUGGGGAGACGUCCAACGUCCCCAUGUCAUUUCAACUGUUUACUGUGUAUAUACUGGAGUCGGCCUAAAUAAGACAUUCAUGAAUACUGGCUCCAAAGGAAACUCAUGGACCUGAUUAAACU